Molecule: messenger RNA, 25919 nt
Organism: Porites lobata
Lineage: Eukaryota; Metazoa; Cnidaria; Anthozoa; Scleractinia; Poritidae
Source: the annotation of a GenBank genome assembly
AAGAAGAGCUCCAAGAUGGCGGAAGCUCGUGUUUUUUUUGUGAAAAGACCAUAAAAAGACCUUGGUUUGGGCGUGAAAAGUCUUAAAACUGUCAGUAGGUACUUUCAAAGCACACUGUUUUCACUCCUAUGAUGAAAUCAGUUUCUUCUCAAGACAGCAUUCACAGUUAAGCUUACAGUCGUGCACAACUAAACAACCUGGAAAUCAGUUUGUUCUGGUGAAGCCUCGCGCAAAGGUGCCUGUAGAAGGUCCGUUAAUUCCAUACGUGUUGCUACUUGAGCACUUAUUCGUUCUCUUAGUUUGAAUUCUUAAUGUAGUCGUAUUAAUGCUACUAUGAAUGAAUUCCAGCAUGUGACUCACAAAAUGUUAAAAAUUAAUCCAUCUCAAUUCUGAUAUAAGCUCAAACUUUAGCUGAGGAUCACUGAUUCAGAUUAUGACAUACAAUGCAAAAUAUACCUAAGUAAAGAAUAUGUUACUGAACUGUUUUUUCUCUGGCUCUUCUUUGUAGGCCAUCAGCAACUGAAUAUAAUUUGAUAAAACGACCUGUGUGGUGUAAAAAUGGAGUUUGAGACUGUGGGUAAAAUAACAGACAAUUUGGAGGACAUUUCCAAGCAAAUUAAAACUGUUGAGGUAUUUGUAUAGGUAAUAGCAUGAUUAGUAGUGAUAUUUGGCAUAAAUACCACGAGUUAUAUUUCAAAAUUGUUAUACAUAAUUUUUGAGACAAUUGUGAAAUAUCACUUGUGGUGUUUAUGCUACACCUACACAUCAUGCUAUUAUUUGUCUAUACUACUAUCCGCAAAGGUUUUGUAAUUUUCACAUGUAGGUAUUUCAAAUUAAGCUAUUAAUACCACUGCUCUAAGCCAAUCAAAUUGCACAAAUUUCUCAUGUAGAAGUAUAAUUGUACGUCAUUGUUAAUAUAAAACUGUACUUGUACUGAAUUGUUAAAGACUGCUCCUGCUGAGGAAUAUGUGGCGCUCAUGUGAUGAUUUUGAGUAUAGUGUUUUGAGGUCAAAAGACCCGUACUUUGCUUACCACAUGUGACUGUUUGACUCUAGCGUACGUCGGUUGGUAAGGAUAAGUAAAGGCAGUGAUGAUAAUACUUGUGUGGUGAACAACCCACAUAUACCAAAGUUCUAUCAUGACUCUGAGGGUUUAGGGACAAAAUUGCAAUUUUUUCAUGACUCCAUUGUCUUGCAAUUCCUAGAAGAGUCUUGAGCACAAAGAAAACCAAACCAAAUACAGAAAAAUGACCAGUAAGCCUCUGAGUCAUUUUAGAAAGUUAAUAUAUUGAAGAUGGGCCAUUGAUUGAUAAAUUUUAUUUGAUAUCUCUUGCAAACCACUCACUGGUAAAUGGUGUUUGAAAGAAACAAAACUGACACAUGUUUUCUUAAUAGGACAAAUGGAAACUUUUACCUGCAUUUUUGAAGGUAUGCCAAGGAGAGAUUCAUUUCUUGUUGUUUGAGAAAAUUGUAUUGUUGAUGUCCUUAGGCUAAUGAAAUUUUUGAUCUGUUGAAUAAUGAUGAAAGCAUGUACGUGGCAAUUUGCAAACUGAAGAUAAAGGAUAAAGUUUAUUAUUUUAAAUUGCUGCAGCUGCAUGACAUCAAAGUUACAUAUUUCUGUCAGUAAUUAAUAUUGUUUUUCUAGUCUCAAAGAGUGAAAAAGUUCAGAACACCAUUGAUAAGGCCCUGUUAGACAAGCAACAUGGCCUUGAAUCAGUGACUUGUUCCCCUCUUCAUUAUGCAAAUUGACUGCUAUUGAAAUUCAGAUGAGGGACAAAUGAACCUGCCCAUUGAUGUGACUACUGUUGGGCUAUAAAAUCCUGGUCAUAAUAACUAUACAUGUAGGUGUUUGCGUUAGCAGGGCCUUUAAGAAAAUAAAAAUAUGUUAGGGUCAAAAGAACAUGGUCUAUAAGUGGGAUUGUUAUAAGGCAAGGUUUCACUGUAAAUUUACUUGAAUAUACGCUUUGAAAAGAAUUACUAGCUGUGUGACCUCUUAAAUGUAGACUGCAAGUUUCCCUGUUAUAGAAAUUAAUUUUUUUUUGUGGCUUCAGUCUCCUGAGGGAGUUUUCAUAUAUCUAGUGCAGCAGAUAUUAGCAAACUUCAGGAGUAAGUUUCUUUAAUAUACUGUACUUAUUACUAAAAAAAUUGUGAUUUUAGAAUAUAGGUACUCUCAAAUUAUGAAAAAAUAAUGUCUGUUUGUUUUUUAGGUCAAGGGACUUGUCAAGCAACACAUAGAUUCAUUCAAUUAUUUUGUAAAUGUGGAUGUGAGUAAAACCUGGGGUUAAAAAUUUAAUUGUUGAAGUCUGAGAUUCACUCUGGCUCAGCAGUUGUAGAACUAAUCAGUGGAACAUACAGUCGAACCUCCUGUAAGUGAUCACCCAAAAUGCAAGGACUGAGAGGUCACUUACGGGAGGUGGUCGUUUACAAGAGUCAAACCACAGGGGGCCUCUUCCGAGAAGAGGUCCAGGCAAACCUAUGUUAUGGAAGAUAAUUUAUUGCAUGUAAUAUGUAUUGCAUGUAAUAAUUAUUUGUAAGUUACGACAUGGUAGUUCCAUGUUAUCACUUAAGUUCUUCAUAUAUUCAAAGUAGCACAGUGAACGUAGAGAUCAGAGAAUGCAUCAAAUGGUCGCUUGCAAGAGGAUAAAAACAAUGUAAAAUCAUUAACCGUCAGGCCUAAAAAGUGGUCACAAUUGUUUGGUAAACUGGAGGUGGUUGUUUACUAGAGGUUACAACUGUAAGGCUUUGACCAGGAAAAUUUUGGCGUUUUGGAUUGGCGGUUGCUUAUGGGAGGUGGUCGCUUACGAGAGGUGGUCGCACAUGGAGGUUCGACUGUAUGUCUUUUAAAUCUUUGAUUGAAUUGCUGUCUUCUUUGCUAAAUGAGAAUUCUAAUAGUAGUUUAGAGGUAGUUUGUUCAUCUAGUUGCCUUCAAAUGCAUAUUGUGUGGUUUAAUAUUUAUUUUUCUUUUUUUUUUUAUCCACUUUGAUGUUUGUGAAUGGUAAUGAAAAAAUAUGAAUAAUAUGGAUAAAUGUGAAUUAUUAGAACAACUUAUCUGAUUAUCAAGUAGCCCGAUGAGCGGAGGGAUCUGAAUCUGAAACUGCCUUGCUGCCUCCCAAUAAUACUGAAAUGUUUGCCUUGUUUUGAAAGCUUUUAUCUCAUUGAGAGUGCUGGCAGUAUUAGCAUCCUAUACUAUUAUGUUUUAAGCAAGUUUCUUUUUCUGUUAAUUUUUGAAAGCUUUUUCUCAGGAUUGAAAGAAGAUUUACCUGGUUUUUAUUUUCCUAGAUAAAGAAGAUUGUCAGAGCUAAUGAUAAAAUCACCACAGAUGCUGAUCCUGUGUGGUAUUUAAAGUAAGUUGUCCAAUAACAUUACUGAGAGGAAUGUGACACUCCCUGUUAAUAGCAAUAGCUUGCCAGUCAUGGCUAAUGGGCUUCUAGCCACUGUAAAUAACAUUGUAAAACAUAUUCUUCUUUUCUACUGACAACCAAGCUAAGAUACCAAGCUGCCCUUAAUUAAGAUGUCCCAACUAGCCUCUUCAGUCAAUGCACUUGAGGUAUAGCCCAGCUAAUAUGCUGUAUUCAUGCCAGCAAUGUGUACUUAUUUAUAAGCUCUAUACAUGUACUUAACUUGAAAAAAGGGUUAGACAUGUUAUCUCUUUACAGGACAUACAUCUAUUUCAUAAAUUUAAGGUGGCCAGUCGAAGUUUCUGUGAUCUUAAUGUUUCUACUUUUAGCAUAAAAUUGUUCAUAACAAAAUAAAUAUUAAUUUUACUGUUACCAGCAAUUUUAAUAUGAGAAUCAAAGUUUUAUUCUGCAUCCUUGUUUAAUCAGAUCUGAUGUUUGUUUCAGGUAUCUAAAUAUUUAUGUUGGUAGUCCUGAUGUAGAAGAGUCGUUUAAUAUCACAAAGCCUAUAUCACCUCAUGAAGUAAGUAAAUGAUGAUGAUCAUUGGAAACUUAUACAUACAGCUGUACCAAAUUGUAACUUAAAAUAAGGUUCUCUAAUAAGGGUUUUCCAUCCUAUUGUCCCGCCCCCCAACAAAAAUUUUCCCCCAGUCUCACAAUACAUUCCUUUUUGUUGGCCUAUCUAUAUACCACAAACAUACAAUUGUCUUAUAUUCAUAAUGGAUCUAGUUGCCUCAUCUUCAGAUACUCAGAGGCAGAGGGUUGGGAAAGAAAUUUCCAAAUCUCAUGUUCCCUUUAUGAAAAUACUGUUUAUAAUUUUGCCCCAUCUUUUUGCUAAAAAAGGCCAAAUCCAGUGGAGACCCUUGACAACUGAUCCAAUAAAUUGUGCAUUGUAGAAUCUUCAUCCUCAUAUUAUUGAUGGACAGCCAGCAAGUCAUCAAGACCCAUCUAUUCAGAAAAAAACUCUAUUUCAUUAAGCAGUACUCUGUUUUUUGUUGCAGUGUCGUCUAAGAGACAUGACCUACUCAGCACCCAUCACAGUAGAUAUUGAGUAUACUAGGGGCACACAGGUAAAUUGCAUUACAUUAUCCAUUUACAGCAACGUACACUGGUAUGUGUUAAGGGGAAUGUAAUACUAGCAUCCAGCACAGAUGAGGGGGUACAUUUUGUAUGAAGUACAUAUAAUAAUAUUUUUUUAUUGUUGCAUAUGCCAACAUACUAUAAACUGCUUAACAGGAUACGUUUGGGCCAUGUGGACCUUAAUGGCUUGUUGUGCUCUUUAAUCUUGGUGGCUUACACGUAUGAAAGUGUUGCUCUGCUGCACCAAGUGUCUAAUGAGUUAUUCAUUUAUUUCUUCCCUUCUUUUCAGAGAGUGGUAAGACACAAUUUACCUAUAGGCAGGUAUGUGUUAAAUUAUUUUGUCGUUUGGUCAGGGGCCAGUGAUCAGGAUGGCUAUGUUUUUUUGUUGCUCUCGCUAUUUACCAAUAUUAUACGAAGAUUUUAGACUAAACUUAGAGGAAACCUUGUCCUCUUUUUUAACUUAAAUCACUAUUUAUUAGAACCUAAAAUAGUUUCCUAUUUAUAAUGGAAUGGAAAAAUAAAAUGAAAAUGAAAUGAAAAAUGAAAAUUUUUUGUCCGCAAAAGACACAUUUGCCAUUUACACAUCUCCCGUAAUAUGCCUUGUUUGCCCCGAAAGGUUUGUAAACCUUUUUUUAAAAUUUAUUCUGGAUAUUACAGUGGUCCCAAGAGAGAUUGAAGACAAUGCUAUGCAAAAUUUUGGAGGGCAUACAAGGGGCAUUAUGGGAGAUGUACCAAUAUCAUUGUGCAUUAUCUUGUUCGAUGAGAAAUAGCAAGUCUUUAAAACUGAAGAUUUGUAAAAUUUUUGAAUUGAUGGUAAUGGUGUAGUUUCUUACCUUCAUAUAGGAUGCCUAUUAUGCUUCGGAGCUCCAACUGUGUUUUGACAGGAAAAAGCCCAGCAGAACUAGCAUCUCUCAAUGAGUGUCCUAUUGACCCAGGUUGGUUUGUUUUAGUGAUCUGCUUUUAUACAUUGUACAGUUACACACUUAAAAUAAAGUAAUAGACAAAUAUUUAAAUAAAUAACUAUUUAACAGUGGGAAUGUUUGUUAGUGGAGAACUUGAAGAAAACCUCUAAGGCCAGGGCAAAAACAAACAACAAACUCUACCCACGUACAGCUGUAUGGCAUUGCAUUUGGGAUUUGAACCUGGGCCAUGUUUGGGAGUCAGGUGCUCCCACCGUUACAGAAUGCUUACUUCUGAAUUUUGUCCAAAAUUAUUGUUAUUCAUUUGUUACUCGUGUGUAGUUCUGUUUGUUUGGUGAUCUUUGUUCAUUCUCUUACAGGAGGCUACUUUAUAGCAAAUGGUACAGAAAAGGUUAUUCUAAUUCAAGAACAAUUAUCAAAGAAUCGAAUAAUUGUAGAAGCGGACAAGAAAGGGAAUAUUGGGUGCUCUGUGACCAGGUUUGUCUGAUCCAGAUGUUGCCUUAAUGUGGAAAGUAAAACAUAGUAUUUUUUAUUAUUAAAGAUUAUCAAAAUGAUACCACCAGUCUCAAAUAUCUAAAGGAUAAUCUAUUGUUUUGUAGCUCAACAGCAGAGAGAAAAAGCAGAACAAGUAUUGUUACAAAAGCAAACAAGUUCUGUUUAAAGCAUAAUGCUUUGACUGAGGUGAGAGUACAAGCAUUACUUAAUUUUUAUGUGAAAAUAUUGUUUUUACGAAACAGUCAUACAUGUAAUGGGAAAUGAGAUUUUUCUUCUUGUAAUGCUUUAGGAUAUGCUGAUAAGUUUGUUGUUGUUAAUUUUAGGAUGUCCCUGUGGUAGUGGUUUUUAAAGCCAUGGGUAUUGAAUGUGAGCAGGAGAUUGUUCAGAUGGUUGGUUGUGAGGAAGGGGUCAUCUCCACAUUUGCUCCUUCACUUGAGGAGUGUCAUAAACUCAACAUCUAUACACAGUUACAGGUAUUUUAUUCAUUCAUCAAUGAAGUAGUUCAGAACUGAUGUGUAACUCACAGUUCAGUAACAAUCGCUGUAAUGGUGUUUUUACCAAACUCUUGCUACAGUGUGUAACAACUGGAGCCAAAUUGUUACAAGUAAACAAAAGAAUAUAGGUUAAGUAAAAAUCAGUCUACUUUGAUAAAGGAUUUGUGUUUGCUGAAGGCACAUGUCGAUGGCACAUUCUUCACUAAGCACCCUCAGCAUAUUGAAGCAUAUGUUUCCCUCAUGGUUUAAGAAUCGUUUACUUUCUUUCCUGCUUUGCAAAAAAGAAACUUGAAUUUUGGCUUGUGUUUUGGAUAAAAGUUACUUUCCCAGCAGGAAAAUGAAGCUGACUAGAGGUAACUUUUGUCAAGUGAGCCCUUUUGCCUUGAACGACAUAUCUUGCUAAUUUAACUGUGAUGCCUUCUGGACUGUAUUUUACUUCAUGUUAUACAAUGUCAAAUCAGUCUCUCCAUAAUGGGCAAUACAUAAGUUGUAUUCCGCUAUGUUAACAGGCACUACAGUAUGUAGGAUCUAAAGUGCGUCAGCGAGCAACAUGGGGGAAGAGUAGAACAAAAGUGGAGGAAGCAAGGGAACUGUUGGCAGGAGUCAUGCUUGCUCACGUACCGGUAACACUAAAUAACGUCCUUCCAACAGCAAACAUGUUAAGAUUACUGUAGUGCCUAGAAGUAAUGUACCAGUCGCGUCUUGUGUCCUGUGGUUUGUGAAUUGACUCUCGUUUCGCGCAAUGAGAGUGUCAGACAUUCAGUGAUUUUGUUACCAAUAGUUAUGGUGAGUCCUGGGACUCAUCUGGUGAAAAAUCAUGAGUCCCAGUUAAAAAAAAAACGAGUCCGAAAUUGGGCCUUUGUGUAACAAAACAUUUAAUCUGAAGACAGACUCCAAAACUCUGUACUACAGUAUACUGAAUUAAAAUAUAACCCUUCUAUUUCAAAGCACAACAAAGGCUAAAAGAAAUAGUCAUCAUUAAACAACAGCCAUACUAACUGCCACAGUAAUUACAGGAACGGGAUAUUUCUACAAAUACACAUGUUCAGAUCAAUCAAUCUUUGCGUCCUACGGGACGCAUGCCAUGGAUUAUUUUGCGUCUUUGGGGAUUUUUAACAAAAUCACUGUACGGUCUGUCCUAGCUACUCGAACCACUUCGUGGCUUUAUCCAGUAGGUAGUGGGAGAAAGUAAAAAAAUGAAAGUAAAAAAUGAUAGAAAAAACAUGAUGUAGAUUUUGCGAAAUGAUCAGUUUCUUCUCGGUUUUUUUCUAUUAGCUAGUUAUCAACACACCGUUUGAAUGGAAUUGCCGAGUUUCCGAAUUUUUAUUUAGUAACUUGACUUUGACUUUUCCUAUCGCCGAAUUGUAUUUUGGUAUUAAAACAUAUCUUGAACGUAAAGCUGAAUAGAAUUCUGUCGAACACUACUAAAUGUUCUGUGGUCCAUCUGCUUAAUAAUUUCAGGUCAUCAAAUAUGAUUUCAAACCCAAGUGUGUAUUUUUAGCUCUUAUGGUUCGCAGAGUGAUCCUUGCUUGCAGUGACGAGGUAAGGUGAACUGUUGUCUUGCUCAAUUCACUGCAAGAAUCUUUAUAUCUUGAAGCUGGCUGCAGAUUUAGUCAGUGUUGAUACAGGCCUAAACGUUGCGGAAUAAUAGUGUCAAAAGAGUUGUUGUUAUGCUUUCCGACUCAAGAAUAAAACGAUUCAUAAAAUAAUUAUUCUUGGCUUUUAUGUGACUGCGGAAAAAAAGUAAAUAAAUAAAACUGUUUGCGGCUUGGUGCGACUGGCACAUGGAUUUCCCGCGGUUUCAAGGGACCUGAUCAAGUGCGAUAUGAUUAGUGAUUUUUGUUCGCCUUUUGACACGUGGCACGUGACCUAUUGGAAAAAUGUGUUUAGUUGGGAGGCAAAGGGAGGCAAACAUUUCUGCUUGGAACACGUAACAGUUGAUAUUUACAACUUUUAAGGGGCCUUUUCUCAGAGUUUUGUUUGUUUGUUUGGUUCUUUCUAUUUUGGUUAGUUGGUGAAUGUAUCGGUUUUUCUCGACAUAAACACACUCACAUAACAAACAGAGGUGAUAAAUCAGUCCUUUUCAGCUUAACCAACCAUGCCUCUCACUGGCUUGUUAGCCCGGGGGACUCCGCAUAUGAAAGGGGUGGGCAUGCUCGUCGGAAAUUUUGAAUUAAACCCCUAAAGGAGAACGAUCUGGGCGUGGCCCAAGCGUUUUUUGACCCCUCAAAGAGACGACAAAAAUAUUCAUAUCAAAUAUAUAUUUUUACAUUUUUUCGCGUGCAACCCUAAAAGAGACCUUCACUGCUAAAUAUGAUGGCGUUUUGCCCAGAACACCCAAAGUGAUACCAAAAUCCGAAAUUUACACCCGUAAGCGAGACGACGAGCAUCCCCUUCCAUUUCAUAUGCGGAGUCUCCCCCGGGCUUGUUAGGGCAAUGAAUCCCUCUGCUGCAACCACCUCUUUUUUAUGACUACAUUUCGUUUGACGUAAGGGUGGAAACCUCUUCAUCUGGAAACCUUGUUAACACUAACAGAUUUUAAUGACCCUUGAAGGGUCACAUAUAUUAUAUUAUAGGGUUUCUCUGCUUGACGUUUUUGUUGUUCGGCAGUUUCUUUUGUUAUUUUGACAUUUCAGUCAGUUUUAAGGUUGUUUGGUAAGAAAUGUAUAACCCAUCGGAAAAAUCCUCUUUAAGACACAGCUAGUCUGCAUACCUGGCAGGAUUAGCCCGCAUGAGAAUUCUGUAUUUUUUUGGCGCUUUACACAAUCCGUUUUUUUUACACUUCCGGAUCACCUCUCCGCGUUUGCCGCCGGCCUAACCAGGAGAACCCUGUGUAUCUAAUUCCUUCCUGUACAAGUUUUCUUCGUUGUCAAUGAUUAAAGCUUGUUGUUUGUUGUUGUCCAGGCUAAUGUGGAUGACCGUGAUUACUAUGGAAACAAGAGGCUUGAAUUAGCAGGGCAGGUAGGACAGCCCUGUUAUUUUUUUUCUAUUUUUCACGUGACAGGUUUUCUAGUUUUGACUGUAUGACCACAUUGGCCUGGGGACUACUCUCAUACAUCCAUCGAGCUCAACAUUAGUCUCUCGCGCAUUUGCGCGCAAAGGAAGGCGGAAAGGAGUAAAUGGGCGAGACAAUUGACAUAAGAUCUGUCAGGUGCUUGGCCUCUCUUCUACCGGCCUCUUUUGGUGCCUAGCGUUAUGUCACCAGUCACUCGCUUUUGUUGGCAACCAAAGUCCAAAGACCCUAACCCCGAGGGGGAGGCAACUCCCUUAUCUUUUGUCACCACACAGGAACCUUGUGUUCAAUAGUGCCGAUCCUAGAAGUACGCAGGAAAUGUGUCACACAUGACGCGGGAGUAUAUAAUCUUGCUUUCCACGAGUCUCUUCUUUGCGCAGUUGGAUACAGCGCUGGGAUGCUACGAGUUCGAUCCUGCCGUGGACUGAGAGGUUUUCAAUGUCCCAUGCCCGCGAAAUGAAAAAUAAACAACCAUUAAAAAAAACGUUUCAUUGAGUUUCAUCAAAAUGUUCAAAUGUUUCUGCUCUUCAUUUCAGCUCCUGUCUCUUCUUUUUGAAGAUCUGUUCAAGAGAUUCAAUGCCGAGGUAAUGAUUACCUAGUCUUUCCACAAAAAUAAAACUUCGUUGUAGAUCAGUAGGCUGUCCGACAGUCAUUUACACAAGUUUUAAACUUUUUUCCAGCUAAAAAAGAUUGCCGAUCAAACAAUUCCAAAACCCAGGGCUGCUCAGGUAUUUAUUACAUUAGUACAUAAUUUUUUCAUCUUUUACCUAUUUUGAUUGUCAGUAGAGUAUGAAGUUGGAAAGAAAUUGCUGUUUUUUUUGUUUUCCAGUUUGACAUUGUCAAGCACAUGCGCCAGGAUCAAAUAACAAACGGACUUGUUCACGCGAUCACCUCGGUUAGAUUUCCUAUUUUUUGCUCUGCAAGUUAAUGAAGGUUCAACCGACACCUACUGAGGGAUUUCUGAAACAGUUUCUUUUAAAAGAAUAUUUAUAUUGUAAACCAACCUAACUGCAAUAUUUACCGGGAAAAAAAGGCUCCCAUGUCAGCCUGAAUCUUAGCUUGAAGACACUGUGAUUCUCUCAGGUGUCUUCCAACUCCUAACAGGUUAUUUUGAUUUAUUGCAGGGAAACUGGAUCAUAAAGAGAUUCAACAUGAAUCGUGCAGGAGUUACUCAGGUUAGGUCCUUUUCGAUGUGUUUAUGUACAGAGAAGGUCUAUUUUUAGCCAAAAAGACUUCAAAGUAAUGAAAUCCGUCAAGUUCUAUGAUUUUGUCACUGAAGAAAAUGAAUGUAAUGAAAAUUGUUUCUUUAUAUCUGAGACAGUUAUCGUGUACCAACCAGUUUAUUCUUUCCCGACUACUUGAUGUUGCAUUUGCACUGAGUCUAGCCUUAAUUUCUGAGAGGAACGAGUCAAAAUACACCCCCUUCUUCAGUAUUUGUAACUUCUGAAUUGCUAUGGCGUUUAAAGGAUAAGCAAGUGACCUUACUGAGCAUGAAUAAUUGUGAAGAGGAAGUCAGGAAAUGAUAUAUCAUGGUUAUUUCCAAACAUUAAGUUUUACUGAAAUGUUUUGUUAUUCAUCUAUCAGGUGCUAUCUCGUUUAUCAUUUAUUUCUGCUCUGGGUAUGAUGACAAGAAUCACUAGUCAGGUAAGUACUUUUCAGACUGCAGAACUGUUAACCUUUCGUAGCUGGCAGUUUUGUUGCCGGGAGACAAUGGUGGGAGAGUAGCGCGCUCUCGCAGAAUCGCAGGCUACAAAUCGUCGGUUUUGCUUUCUUUUACCUAACGUGCUGCUUUUGAGGCGUAAAGCGUGGAUUUUCUCGUGAUCGCCCACCCGCUCUACUUCUUUAUCUUGACGACUGCACCCAUUCCUGGCCAACGCAAAAGAAAGGCUGUUUUGUACUGAGUUUUAUGACCUCAUAUUGUAAAUCACUGCACAACUUUUCUCGCUACUAAAGUCAAAUGAUUAUUUGCCAGAAAACAAGUUAGAAUGGUAAACUGUCAACUUACCCAAGGGAACCCACAUAAACCAAGAGGGUUAUAAAGCUUGGGCUCCAUAGUUAUCAAAAAUAAGAGAAACUAAUACGCGAAGUGCGACAGAAAUAUGCCAAACGUGCGAGAGCUGACUUGUGAUCAUAAAAGUCUACAGUACUGCUCUUCCCGAUUAAAAGCAAAAUCAACUAAUAAAAUCUCAUUUUAUUGAUGUUUCGUUUGGAAUGAGAAAUCUACUGUGACAUUCGUUCAGUUUUUGAAGGUGAGCAACCUACGUGAAUAUACCUAGUAAUCGAUACAUUUAUUUAUUAAUUUACUUUUUUUACCACUCAGUUUGAGAAAACCCGUAAAGUGAGUGGUCCGCGAUCUCUGCAGCCAUCCCAGUGGGGAAUGCUGUGUCCUUCAGACACCCCUGAGGGGGAGGUGAGAAUCAUAACUGAAUAGUAAGAUAGCGAUAGCCGGCUGACUUACUGAAUAAUCAAUUAGAAAAAAAACUGAUAGUUAGGGCAUGAUCUUGUGGCUUCAGUUUUGCUUGCAAACAACUCGAAAUCCAAUUAAAGAGCACAGAAAAUGUGAACGAAAAGAGAACACCGAGUGCAAAGUCCGAGAAAGAAGAGGAGGAGCGUUGAACGCUUGGACUUUUUAUAACCUCGGAACAUAACCUAGGCCUUAAUUUUUUCCUGGAGCCACGAAGCUUUCCAAAAAACUCCUUUUUCAGCAGCCUUCGAAAACACACCUGUUAUUGUUUUUAGGGCCGGGAACUUUGUUUGGAAAAUUCAUGUAUUGUUUAGUUAGCUGUUAAACAAUUCUUUCUGAGAGCUUCAUGGCGUGUCGUGUGGUACAUGUAUAAGGUAGACUGGAAUGAAUACCAGAAUGGCCCUGCAGCUGUGUUACUAUAACUGAAGACUAUUGCUAAUUAAUUUUGAAUUAAAGAACGUUUAAUUUGUGGUUGUUUAGGCCUGUGGAUUAGUCAAAAAUCUUGCGCUUAUGACCCACAUCACCACAGAUCAAGAAGAAGAACCCAUCAUUCGCUUGGCCUACAAUCUUGGAGUAGAGGUUUGUUGAUGAAGUUUGCUGGUGAAGUUUGAUCCAUCUUUUUGACAUGUGGUUGGUAUAAGAAAGUGUUUCUUCUAUUUCAAAUUUUAGAAUAUAAGUAUGCUGUCUGGUGAAGAAAUAAGUCAUCCCUCGGUUUAUAUUGUUUUCUUAAACGGUAAGUUACUACAAACUUUCGUUUUGGGUUGUCUAUUGUCCUGAGAUCGCUUCUCUUUUUAAAAAAAUAGAGAAAAUGACGUUAUUCAUGUGAUGGUUAUUGUUGCCCCAAAACCUGUAAUGCAUUGUUGGUACUAUCACCCUUAGAACUCACGUCUUUUUGCAUUGUGCAAGACAGAGAUAAGGCUGGAAUAUCAGUAAUUUCUUGCUCUUGUUUAAAUGCAUUUGCAACUUUAAUUGGUGAAGUUUAACGUAGCCGAUUUUUUCGUAGGAAACAUUCUCGGUGUUGUCAUGGACUACAAGCGUUUGGUGGAAACGUUUCGUCUGAUGAGAAGAGGUGAGUUGUUGUUUUUCCCUUUUUUAAACCAAGCUACAACCCUGUAAUGGUUUCUUUAGCGGGUAUUCUAUCUUGGUUCUAAGUGUUUUGCAGAGCUUUAGUUUGCUUGAGCCCUUUGCCUCAAUCGUUCCAAUCGUCCUAAAAACCAGCAGAAGUUGGACGAUUAUUGGUGAAAAUCAGCCUUUGCAUAGUCUUCCAAAAGAACGACGCACGGAGGGGGAAUCCAAGGUAGCGAUAGACCACAGGACACCCAAAGAAGUUGGUUUUUAAGAUUUCUUGCACUGCAACUCUCAUGAAUUUGCUUGUGUAUAAUCUUAAAUUCAGUAGUCGUUUCUUCGUAAGCGGGAACUCCACCUUUAUGCUUGCUUGAAUAUCAGUUUUAACAGUCACCUAAAAUGUAGUUUUGUGUGAAUUUUUUCACUUGUUUUGUUUUCACUUGUUUUCAGCUGGAUACGUAAAUGAGUUUGUUUCUAUUUGCCCAAAUCAUCAGCACAGGUAUACAUGCUAAUUCUUUUUUUUUAAAUUUAGCUUCCAAAAACUUAGUAAGGAAGUCAGUGCGUUUGAGACUGGGCUGCUAUCUACAAUCAUAGACUUUUUAACUAAGUGUGACCAGUCAAAUGAGAUCUCUUCAGUAGUUGUUUUGCGGCAUUCCACUUGAUUUUCUGUGUUACAAAAUGAAAAAUUGUAAUUUUUCUUGAAUUUUAACGUCGGCUCUUUUCAUCAAUUUCCUUAUAGUACUGUUCGAGAGAAAAUCAUGAAAUACAGUAUCAAGAAAUUAAUUCUUAUGAUCUCUGUGACUGAUGCUUAAAAGCAUCGGUAUUACACAGAGAAAUUUGAUGAUGAUCACAGCUAAGGCACUUGCACCAACAUUUCACAGAAUCAUUUUGUUUUCAUCAGAUCUUGCACUAAUGACAAGUUUUAUCACCCUUCAUCGUGUUGCUCACUUUUUCAGUAGAAUGACUAAAGUUUUUAUUGUUAUAUAUUGCAGAUUUGUUAAUAUUGCAUCUGAUGGAGGACGUGUCUGUAGGUAAUGUAAAGAGUUUACAUAUCAAAGGAAACGCCACCUUUUUUCUGAACUCACCGAAUACAUUUAUCAUUGUCAUGUUUAAUAUUCCAGACCCUAUAUUAUUGUUAAAAAUGGAAGACCACGAGUGGCUGACCGACACAUUCAGGAACUUGCUCAGGGAUUUAGGUGAGCUGAUUUGUGCAGUUGCAGGUCAAAUUAAAGCUUGGAAGGAAAGGUAACAUCUGAAAGACGGCAGAGGGAAUGAUGCGUUGUACAAUCGUAAUGAGGUUUCCAUCCCUUUUUCACUUGAUGUUACCUAAUAAUGACAACUUUCUGAUCGCCUUAAAGGAUUCUCCUACCAUAUUAGGUGUCUACCGUCUAACUUUGACCGUGAUCAAUGUCUUCGAUAUGGUUGUAGAAUUUCAAUUUUUUUGGACAGAUCUGUCAUUUAAAACGCUUUUAUGUUUUCAGGUGUUUCGAAGAUUUUUUACACGAGGGGCUAGUUGAAUACUUAGAUGUCAAUGAAGAAAACGACUGCUCGAUUGCUCUCUACGAAAAAGAGAUAACUAGGUAAAGAAAUGUUUACUGAACUUUACCAGGUUAAAGCACCAGACGUUAAACACUCUACUUAAAAAUUUCAGUAAAACUGUUGGAAUUUUCUUCACAGGGACACCACGCAUCUUGAGAUAGAACCAUUUACUCUGCUUGGAGUGUGUGCUGGUCUGAUACCAUACCCUCAUCACAAUCAGUCACCUCGUAACACUUAUCAGUGCGCUAUGGGUAAACAGGCCAUGGGUGAGUCAUUCACUACUCAGUAUAAAUAUGUAGACUUUCUAUAUGGUUGCUACGGGCCAGGAAAAUGGUCAGGCAAAUUUAAACUACUUUACGGUCAGGGAAACUCGGGAAAGAUUAUUUUGAGUAAGGGGAAACUCAAAUUAUAAUACCACUGAUUUGAUACAAUUGAAAACUGCAAUGACGUCUUAAGUUGAUUAAAGAGUUGAAUUGCCUCUUUUUUAAAAGGUACCGGUAGGUUAAAAUUCUAUAUUCAUAAAAUAUGGGAAGAUGUAAAGAAGGUGGUAAUUGGAGGUUUCAGGCCGCCAGUGUCUCUCACAUUUUGUAUUUAUUUGGUCCAGAGAUUUAGUUUUAUGAGAAAAAAAGUUAGGAAGUUUUGAAAAGUACCUGUGGCAACUAUGUUCUAAUCUUCUCGGUUAAUUUAAGAACAAAAAACCGGAGGCUCCGUAGGACCUGGUUUGGCUGCAAUAACAGUGAAAUGUUACUUGUUAAGUGUUGUAUCUUAUUUUUUUAAUCUCAGGUUCUAUUGGUUACAACCAGCGUAACAGGUGAGACUAGGUGAUAUUCUGACUGCAGUGAAACGAUACACGAGUCGAGGAUGGGUUAGUAUAAGUAAUGUCCCGCUGAAACCGCUCCCACCAAAGAUGUGGCCCAAAAAUAUGAAGGGACUUAUUCCUCAUCAAAUGCAGUGGCUUUACAUUCCCAUCAUAUAGUAGAAAUAUGAAACUGCAGACUGAACUUACCCAAAUAAAAAAUGUAGAAAAACCUAAUGCGAGCAAGAUGACUGACUGACGUAGAAUGGCACAAGCCCCCUGCCAAUAGUCUAAAUAGCCCAAAAACGUUCCGCCAUAACAACCUUGGCGGCACUUUAUUGUGUCAUGUUACUGAAUCUUUAGAAAUUACAUUUUUUUAAUAUUGUAGGUUUUAAUUUGUUUUUUUAUUUUUUACAGAAUAGAUACAUUGUUGUAUCUUUUGUGUUAUCCUCAAGUUCCUUUGGUCAGGACAAAGGUACGUUUUUCCGUUUGUUUACACAUCGGUUUCUUUGAAUACGAAUAUGUACUUUUAGUGCAAGUGAUUUACUUAACUUUGUUUGAUUUCCACCUCAGACUAUAGAUUUGAUCCAGUUUGACAAGCUUCCAGCAGGUAAUGUUUCCAUACAUACACCGGUUGCUCUUUUUAUUAUAAUUUUAGUCUGUGUUGUGUUGAGAUGGUUUGAUCUUCGACUUAACCACUUGGGCCCAGUUGUUCGAAGGCCGAUUAGCGCUUAACCCAGGGUUAAAUUUAACCCGGGUUUCUAUUUCUUUUGUUCAAAAGCAUUUUCUCGGAUAAUUUUCUCUGUUAUUUUUAAGAGCAUCCAAUCAUCAACUUGCUGACAAAAAGAAUAAAGCUGAAAUUACUCUCUAAGAUUUUAUUUCUGAAUUCAAAUUUCGCACUAACCCUGGGUUAUCUUAACCCAGCUUUGAACAACUCUGUUCUGUGUGCUAAUAAAGACACUGGUGCUUUAAAGGCUUGUCUCUCACAGAGGUCUACGAGGAAACUUCUCUUUCCCGAAGAAAGAUAGAAUGAUUUGUCUUGCUGCUUUUAAUUGUUGUCAGUUGUAAUUUGUCACGCCAUUAAAUAUGUGUAGAAUGGGUAUAAGCUUUCGACGCGACAAUAAUGGCGUUAGUUGACAAGCGUUAGCUAUGAUUGAUUUAUGGUUGCCAAGGAUAUCAUCUAGUAAUCAUACCUAAUGUCUGACUGCCCAAGCGAUUCCACUGAUCCCAGAAAUCAUUGCACCGAAAGCUUGUACCUAGGCCACUCUCCCUAUAGGUCAUGGAGAGGGGAGUAAAAUCAGACUACUCUCGUUUCUGCCUGUAAGGGAAAAUUGUUCUACCUCCUAAAAUUUAAGUCUUUGUUAUCUGUCUGUUAGGUCAAAAUGCUACAGUAGCAGUCAUGAGCUACAGUGGAUAUGAUAUUGAGGUAAAACUGCUCAUAUUUUAAUUGACAUUUUACACCUUUUGUGUUCAUUACGAGAAAAUACGCAUUCAUUUGCGUGAAACGGCAACCAACAGCGCGAAGAUACAUUCGUUAGCGCGAAAAAGCGAACAUUUGCGCAUAAAUCAGAUUCAAUAACGAUUUUUGCAUUUUAAUCAACAUUCAAUAACGUUUUUGGGCAUUCAUUUGCGUCAUUCGACAUACAAAAGAGAAAAAUAUACUUUCAUUAUCGCCAACAUUCAACAUUAUCUUGAAAAUCAUUAGGGACAAUAGACAAACAUUUAAGUGCAAACGCUAUUCAUUAACGUUUUUAUGACACUGUUUGCAAUUCAAUAGCAUUCCUGGACAGCUUUAGAAUGGAUAAGACAAACAUUAAUGCGCUUGUACAAUCAAUUAAGCGUUAAGGUUAAGGGGCAGAAGUAUAUUUUAAUAGAAUCUAAAAUAGGCUUGCUCUUUGUAUUGCUUUUUGAAAUGCUUCCCUUUUUGACUGCGUUACGCCACUUUUUAAGUUCAGCUAGAACUUCCCAGCGCCAUUUUCCCGCGCUUUUUGCUGGUUGCAUGCUAUUGUUUCGAAUGGUUGCUUGGGCCUGGUGCUGGCAUUUAUAAGGAAAUGUCUGGCGUUGGGGCAGUCUUGUCCCCAUAUCAGACAUUUCCUUAUAAAAAUUUCCCUGAGUUAAGGAGCUUAUGAAACUUUGCAGUUCGGCAUGAAAAAACCGAUCUAUGAAAAAAAAAUUGCAAUAUUGCGUGACGUCUGCGAAACAAGUUGUGUAUAAGCGUGUCCAUGGUGCUGGUCAGUCAACUCUUUUGUUCUCGUGGUUUUAAUGUUUGAAAACCGCUUUAAUCAUGAUAAAAGUGAGAAUAAUGUUUUAUGUUUUAUUUAGAUAUUAUAUGCUUUUGUUUCAGGAUGCCUUGAUUUUGAACAAAGCUUCAGUGGACAGAGGUAGGCACAUGCAUUGAUAUCGAGGUCGAACUUUUUUGUUGUCGACUAAGUUCUCUUGAAAACGCUAUUUCAUAUUCCAACCUUCGUCGCAAUCAGCUGUUUUUGUUAACAAACCUAAUCUCUUUUUCCGUUCACAGGUUUUGGCCGUUGUUUGGUGUACAGGAAGCAAACUUGCUUGUUAAAGAGAUACGCGAAUCAGGUAAUCUUGUACUCACAUCUCUUGUCGACGAAGCCGAUAAAUACAGCGCGCUUGUACCCUGUCUCUGUGUUUUUAAGCCUGUUGCUUGUGAAUCGUGAGAACCCUAAACGAGUGACAAAAUUGUUAAGGAGUCUGGGAGACAUAAAUUGAUUGCUGAUGUCGUUGAAACUAUUGAAGAAACUAGCUCGACGAAUAAAUAGUUUGUCAUCCGUAUUGGCUGUUAUGAAAGGUCUUGAUCUUGCUACGCAACAGUCAUUGUUGCUGGAAACACAAUUGUUGUAACGCAUCUUGUUUCGUUUUUAUUUUUCAUCUCGCUGUUGAACACUUGGAUGUGACAGACUUUUGACCGAGUCAUGGGUAAGAGAAAACCUCUAAACAAGUACUUAGGACAAACUGUUAGUUAACAAUACCUUUCACAUAAGUUUGGACCAAGAUCUUCUGGCUAAUGUUAGUUCUAGGAAUGUUGUUGUUGUUUGUGGUGUAAAUUUUGUUGAGGAUUGACUUUUGCCUUUUUAUUGUAAUUGUGUAGGUCCCAGUAAAGAUGCUAGUACAGGGGAAGUGAUUUGGAGACACAGAGCUCUAGAUGCUGAUGGAAUUUGUUCUCCAGGUAGGUCCACGUAUAGUGACGUGCAACAGUGCUUAGUAGGACUGUUUAGUUGCAUUUUAUGCAAUUGACAUCAAAUGAAAUGAAUCUAAUUAUGUGAAAAUGCAAAAAGUGCUGUGCUGCACUGGUGGAGGAGAGGAAUUGACAAGACGUUGGUUGUAUCAAACAAAAAAUUUCUCAUCCGUUUGUCUUUGUGAAGCCGGCAGUGACAAGAAAAAUUUAGCGGUGGUUAUACUUAGUGUAAACGCGAUCAUUACAUGUACUUUUGCAAUGACGUAAAAAUAUUUUUCAUAGGUUAAUUUUAUUUUUCAUGUUAUUUGUUCUAAGCUUCAAAUUACCCUCUUUUUUACCAGUAUAUUUUCUCUCUAACAUCCCCGAAUGUAGCCCAAAUAAAUGAUAAAUUAAGCCUUGUGAUUGCUGGAAUAGCUCGAAUAAACAGCUGACAUUUCUCGACGCCAGCACUGAUUUCGUUUCGCGGGGUAACCAGUGGUAGCGUCGCAAAAUGUUGGCUUUUUUCUCAGGCUAUUGCUUGAAGAAUUCGUAAGAUAAUUAGUUACUUCCUUUUGACAUAUAUCACAGGUGAAAGAAUAGAAAACAAGCAAGUACUUGUCAAUAAGUCCAUGCCAGUUGUAACAUCUUCGGGACUUCAACCAGGUAAUGUCGCCUUUACGAUUUUUCUUUGGUUUCCUCAUGUAAUCCUGCGUCCAUUUGAAAUAUUUCUGCACAUAAUUCUUACUCUUUAUAUGAACGAGAACGAUCAUUUGAUAGCAUCCUUAACCCACAACUCGACAGAAUUUCAUCAGGCACUACCAAAAUUUGAAAUGUUUGAUGCUAAUUUGUGUAUCUGGCAAAACAGCAAACUACAAAGACACAUUUGGGUUUGUAAUCAGAAAUUUGUUGUUCUCAGUGAGGUGUCUUUUUAAGGUCGUUUACCGUUCAGAAGUCGUUUUUGUAGCCCUAUAGACCUAUUCCACGGAAUUUUUUUUAUACACAGGGACUCCAGGCCAGCCACCCCCGCAACCUCAGUACAGAGAUGUUCCUGUGUCGUAAGUAUACUUUAUUACUUAUUGCCUUGUCGUUAAGUCUUUUGAGAGUGCGCUGAUGGUCAAACGAAUCUGUACUUAUGAGGAAAAGGAUGAAAACAGCUAUAAACACUGUAUAGUGGAUAACUUCUUUCAUAGGGAAGAAUUUUAAUUUCAGAUAGAUAAAAUGUAACGUCACAAACGGUGUUUCUAAAAAUGUUUGGCUUUAUUCUGAAGUUUUUGUAGCACCUUGCAUGGGAUUUGUCAUCAAGGAGUAAACAAUUUAUCAAUACACUAGACACCAUCUCUUUAUUAACAGGUAUAAAGGCCCAAAAGAUAUUUACAUCGAACGAGUUCUGGUAACAUCAAAUGCCGAAGAGGUGAGAUAUUCAGUAUAAUAAUAUCAUUAGAAAAUCCUUAUUGAGGAUGCCGACAUUACAUACAAAGGGGGGUCCUCAACAAAAAAUUACAAAAUUAAUAUAAGUAAAAAUUAUUCAGAAACAAAUUAAAAGGAAACACAUAAUAGAGCUUAGCAAAGUAUAAGAAUCAAAAAAGAAAAAAAAGGGAAUAAAAGAAAGAAUAAUUACAAGCUAAAAAUGCACUAACAUACGGGAAAAAAAUAAUAAUUAAAAGUUGCCUUUUGACAAACCACGCUUAAAUGCCAAAUAACAGUGAAAACUACAAGCAGUGAUUCCUCAUUGAUCAUCUUUUCGCUUCCAUGUAAGGCUUUCCUGAUCAAGAUUCUACAGAGACAAACACGGCGCCCAGAGAUUGGUGACAAGUUUAGCAGCAGACAUGGUCAAAAAGGGUUAGUGUUAUAAAAAGAGUUGUGGAUAUGUAUUAUCUACUGCAUGGCUCAGUUAGAGAACUACGCUUUGUUUGCUUCAGCUUGAUUUGUUCGUUGCUGUUACAGCGGAAAUAGAGAGACUCAGCAUCACGUUUUGGGCAAACUUCAUUUUGUUACACGUGACCAAGGUUUCUUUUUACAGGUCGUUUUUAAUGUUCAUUAUUUCACAAAACUGCCCAUCUCCUAAUUUGAGAAACUAAAAUCUAAAGUUUGUCUUCGUUGGCAUAAACGUGAUACGAAUCGCUCCAAUGUGCAGAGUAAUAGUUUAAUAUAUAUAAUUAUUUAACGGGUGGUUUGCAUUGUUCACCUUGCUUAUUGUAGCAAGGAGGGCUGCACAUUAGAAUUUUAAAACAGCUGACUUUUACUUGCUAUUAAUCUUGAACUUUCAUUCUUUCUUAGAGUUUGUGGCUUAAUCGUUAAUCAGGAGGAUAUGCCCUUUACUGAUCUGGUAGGAAUCUCUCACUUUAACGAUCUCUUCUUUUACUGUUUUCGUUAAUUAUAUGUAGUAUUUUUUCUAACGGCUUUUUUAUUUUACUUGUUGUUCUCAGGGUAUCUGUCCAGACAUUGUAAGUAUUAUACUGGCCUAUUUGUUGAAUUGAAACCAAACUUUGAAAUGAAUGUCCAUUUCAUCUCUCAUCCAUUAGGAGGGCUAGAUUUCGGAGUAAUUCACGUUUUACCCCUGAUCAUUUACAGUCUGUCGUACAAAAUGGAAAUAAAAUAAAUGGUCUCUAUUCACCCUUGGCAAUGUUUGAAGCGCGGCAAAUAAAUAAGACAGAUAAUCGAAACCAGCAGUUGGCAAAUUACAAAUCGGCCGAGGAGUAGGACUUGGUCCUUCCGAAAAAUAUAUAUACUGCUAGUGAUUAAUGCAGCGCUUGAACGCGGAACCACCACUUUGUCGUGUUACCUCCGUCUUACCGUCUUGGACCUAAUAGGUGUAAUAGUGAUUGUCUGAAAAGCUGAUACACUGCUUGUGAUUCCCUUAUCUUUAGUUUUCAUAGCAUUUGAAUGUUUUCUUCAAAGAAACGAAUUGAACGAGAAGAUAUCAAUUUGGAAACGGAUUACUCGGCUAUAGGUUAGGCUCAAUAUGGUCUUCUCGAAGAGAACACACAAGCAACAGCUGCGGUAGUUAAUAUCAUUUUCUCUUUUUCGUAUUCCUAAUUUGAACUGUCUUAUUUGAUUGUUAAACAGAUUAUGAAUCCUCACGGUUUUCCAUCUCGAAUGACUGUAGGCAAGCUAAUUGAACUAAUGGCGGGUAAGGCUGGUGUUUUGAACGGACACUUCGGAUAUGGAACAGGUAAACAAUGAGGAUCCUUGGUUAUCAAAAAUAUCUACAGCCGAACCUCGCCUUACAUACACGUCUAUAAUAAAGACACCUCUCCACUUGGAAACCGAGUUCUUACAACCUCUCUAUGGAGACCUUAUUUAUGACGAUUGACUACAAUGUGACAUAAGUACCACAGCAAAACCGAUGCGGCCUCUACUGAUCAUAAAGCGAGGAAGCCCCGAUAUCCACUUACAAAUUCUCCAAACUGACCUCCGUACAUUUCCUUAAGUAAUUAGUUGAGAGAAUUUGAUAGAAGAUCAAAGCAGUUUCCCUGAGGUGAUCAUUUUAUUUAUUCUCCUAACCUUUUCUUUAGAUAAUUUGUUGAUAUUGUGAGGAGAAAAUUCAUGUUGGUCACUUUUGAGACUUACAGGGUUUAUACUACUACAUGAGAAAUUUCUGCAAUUUGAUUGGCUUAGAGCAGUGGUAUUUCAGCUUAAUUUGAAAUACCUACAUGUGAGAAUUACAAACUUCUUGAGCGUAGUAGUAAAAACAAAUAAUAGCAUGAUUUGUAUGUGAUAUUUGGCAUAAAAAUCACUGGUGGUAUUAAUGCCAAAUAUCACUAAAAAUCAUGCAAUUACCUAUACUAAUACAGAGGGUAAAUCCCUAUUUAGUGGAAAUUAUUUCCAACCAGACAUCUCACAACGAUCCGUUAGAUGGUCUUUGGUUCUGUUUUAAGGCUGGUUUUCAAAUAGUCGCUACGAUUGUUGAAAGCUCCACUCUUUUCAGCCAUUGUGCUGACCGAUUGUUGUGUUCCCAGUCUUAAGUUUUAACAUCAUUGUGGACGACAAGUACAAGAAACACUGAUCGAUACCCUAUCCUCUUGACUUGUUUUCAGCAUUCGGAGGCGACAAAGUGGAGGAUGUUUGCUCUGCCCUUCUAGAAAAGGGUUUUAGUUACACAGGAAAGGAAUUUGUAACGUCUGGCAUCACUGGGUGAGAUAAGACUGUACAAUUACUUUUCCCCGGGGGGGGGGGAACUUGGGUUAAUUUUUGCUGGGUAUGUGCUGCUGGCCUCUCAGAGCCCCUACCCCAUUAUAGUCUAUUCUGUGGCCAAUUAUAGACCCCAUCUUAGUUACUUUUGGGCAAAUAUGUAAUUUCGCAAUCCAACUUAGUCACUUUCUAUUUUUAUGAACUGACCCAUUUUUUAGAUUGAAUGAAAAACACUUUACUUUUCAUUUACAGUACAAACAUUCUGGUACGUUUGCUAACCAUAAAUAUCAAGAACUGUCUUAGCCUAAAAAAUCUGAAAAUGUGCGACCCUAUUCUAGCAACUCUAUUGAAAGUGUGACCCCAUUAUAGCCAAUCCAGUCGUGAAAAUGCGAUCCCAUCCAGAGGCACAUCCCCAUUAGCCUCUUGUAAGGAAGUACCCCCCCGGUUCUUUUUUGCCGAAAAGACAGAAACCUGUCGCCUGGGUAGCUGGCUUUUCUAUUGGAGCGUAAUAGAAGAAAAGUGCCAGGCGAUAAACCACAAGAAGAAGUGAAAACAUUCCUCACGCCUAUUCCUUUCGCGGCUUGGCUGCACUCUAACGAAACCAUUUACCAACAGUCCAGAAAAACUAAGGCCCACCAAAUUUACAUAUUUUUUUUAUAAUCCGCUCUCUUGCAACACGUGUUUCAUUUGAUUUUCUUUCUGUUUUUAUUGCCUCUAGGGAGCCGUUAACAGCCUACAUAUUCUUUGGCCCGGUCUAUUAUCAGAAGCUGAAACACAUGGUGUUGGAUAAGAUGCACGCUCGUGCCAAGGUCAGUGGUUUUCUUUUCAAUUUCAGACCCGGUUGUUACACGCUAAAACCUUCAGCUGAAACUAAACGUAGGUAAUAGCUUUGUGAAGAAAGGAACGCUUGGUUUUAACUAAAAAAGGGUUGCUGUACAGGCAGCUUUUUGUUGAGAUGUUGCCAAAUUUCAUUCAGUUCCCACUUCUAUUAAAGUGCAUAUGAACCGAAAAUUAUUUUUAGUCAGUUAAAAUCUUUAUCAUUUAAAAUUCUCGAUUCCAAAGCUUGAGAUGUUUUGAGUAAAAACUGCCGAUUUUAUAAGCGAUCGAAGUUGGCCUAUUUCGUACCAAAAAAUGGUCUUCAAAUCACGCGGUCAAAAUAUUACGUGACUUUAUGCUGAUGACGUAAAUUACGUAAUUUUGGUUGCAUCUUGAAUCAUUCAAACAAAGCAACUAUGGCGGAGAGCUCGAAAACACCGAAAGCGACGCGAAGAGGAGGGCGAUAUUGAAGGAGAAUUCAACCUCCAGAAAGCUCAGAAAAAUGUCUUAGCUCUAGGUGAGAAUCGAGUUCUAGUUCGGACGCUCUAACCACUGAGCUACUGGAACUCUAAUGGCGAACAUUGCAGCCGGGAUUUGCUCGAAAAUCGGCCGUCCACCAGCGUACAAACCCAAGACUGUAUAUUUAUAUUAAAGAAGAAGGAGAAUUCAAACACCAGAAAGCUCAGAAAAAUGUUCCGACUCCAGGUAAGAAUCGAACUCACGACCCUCCGUGUUCUAGUUCGGACGCUCUAACCACCUGUGUAAUCCAUGUAAUGCGGACACUUGACCCUGUGCCAUUGGUGUCCAUGUAAACGCCGACGUUGGACUGUGUUAAUGUUUGCCUCUGUCUGACUCCAGCACGUUAAUACUGACAUGGUGUGCGUUCUUGAAUCUCCUGUUUAUCUAGGGGCCAAGAGCUGUGUUAACACGUCAACCAACGGAAGGUCGCUCAAGGUGACAAGUAGUGGUAUUAUAAUUUAGGUGUAGAAUCGCGUAUAUGGCAAACGGUGUAUGUCACGUUGUACCACGUGGCGAAGUUUGUGCCGUUACUUGUUGUUUACUUCUCAUUAUACCGACUCGAUAAUUUUCCUAGUUUUUGAAAUUGUUUACUUGAAUCUGAUUCCCCCAGCGUAAUUCAAACCUUCCCUUUUAUUGCCAAAAUGUAAUUUUAAUUUAACACGACGCAGUUUACUGUAAGUACUGUUUUUCGUGUUGUAGGAGGCAAACGACUAGAAUUCAUUUGAGGUCUGUCUUACAAAAGGAGCUAAACUUGGUAACUUGGCAUUUUUUUUUUCAGGGACGGUGGCUUGCGAUUGGGUGAAAUGGAGCGCGACUGCUUGAUAGCCUACGGUGCCAGGUGGGUUUAUGUUCUGCAAAAUCUCGAUAAUUUUUUAAACUGUUGGUCAAAUUAAAUAUCUUCUGUUGUUUAGUACUCAGCGAAACAAAGGACCUCCCAAUGGACCACAAGGGCGAGUUUACGCUUAAGCGCGACUCUUCAAAUCCAGUUAACUUGAAAUUCGAAAGUCGUAAGGUUCCUGUGUAGUCUUUAUGUCUGCCACUGCAAAAUAAUCUUUAGCGUAAAGCAAAUGGGACACUUUGUACUUUGAUGCAUCCAAGUUUUGGACAGGCAGUGUGAAAUAAGUGUCUAACCGUUGCUAACUAUACUUACUGUCAUACAUUCAAACGAAGUAAAAUUAUAUAUAUGAAACUAAAACGGGUACUGCGUGGUGAUUUGCAAUUCUCUGGGUGGAAUCCUUUCAAAAUGAAACCUUAAAGCUGUCAGCUCCGAUACUCGGAAUAUUUUUUCGUUAUAUGAUUAUCACCUUUUUUGUUUCGUACCAGCAUGCUUCUGCUUGAAAGGCUGAUGAUUUCUAGUGACGCAUUUGAAGUUGACGUUUGUAGUGAGUGUGGGCUGAUGGGUUACUCUGGAUGGUAAGAACACUCGAUAAUUCCCUUAUUUAGAGGUCAGUCUCUUAAGGGCUUUUGGUAUUGAGAGACGUAACUGUAAAAACGUCCGUAACAGUUCGUAUGAACCUUAAAAAUUACCGUUGCAUAGAGGCUUGUGUUACAUAACGCCGAACAGGUUGAUGGACCAAGUAUCAUUUCCUAUCGGCUUUGCUUGUGUAUACAGUGAUAUUCAUAACACACCUGGACACUUGCCUUACAGCCUGCACACAGCCACCCCAGUGAAAAAUUCGGAAAGGGGGAGGCUGUACACAGGCUAUUGACUUAAGGUCAUACGCUAUUGUGUCAUUCAUUUGCAGGUGCCACUACUGUUCGUCUUCACACAACAUUUCCACUUUGAAAAUACCUUACGCUUGCAAACUGCUGUUCCAAGAACUUUUGUCCAUGAACAUUGUUCCUCGACUUUCACUCAAACACUACACUGACGAAUGACAUGGAGAUUUUUUUUGAAGUUUUAAUGACUCCAGGAGCCAAGGAUGCUGCGGUACUGGGUGCAGAGAUACUCCCACAGUGAAGGCGAAUUUAUUAACAUGGUGCAACUCGUGUUUUUUGUUCACAAUAGGAAAUUUAUC